AUGUCUUUUCUUGAAGAUACAAGCAUGAAGGCAAACCGCUAUACAAUUGAUCAAUUGCUUGAUCUGAAGAGAUCCCUUCCAUUUGUUUCUUGUGUCAUCGACAACAUAAACAAGCACCCUGAUAUUGCUGCUAUAUUCAGUCUUCCUGAGCAAGCAUUCCAAAAUCCCCACAACUACACUUGUUUGACUACAAUUCUCUCGAAACAAUACAAGUAUACACGUCCUGAAGUUACAACGCGCCGUGGAGAAUCAUCAUCUUCUUCAUCUCAAUCAAUGCGCAGUCAAGGCAGUUGGUGUUUACGUCAAAACACCAAUUCUGAAUCACGUCGCACAUUUGACAAUCAAAUCCAACCACAUUCUGCGCCGACUAGUGUAGUUUUGCAUCAGGCCGAGAACUUUCGAAGAUUCUAUAGAGCCGUUGUUUCUCCAACCCACGUGAGAGUUACUGCUGGUGGUCGCAUAGUUCCAAACACUAGAGCAAUGGCACCACCGUCGUUUGAGCCUAUUGGCAAUAAGCAUACAUCCGAUUCUCACCAGCAAACCAACAAAAUCGAGCAAAUUGAUCACAGCCGAGCUGCAAAUAACAUUGUUGGGGACGCUCAAGCAUCUUUAAUUCCUGUUGGAGCGCAAGGCCCUCCAGGAUUUCAUCCUGCCUUUCCUGGUUCUUUCCUACCACCUUAUGGCUAUUUUCACCAAGGUGCACCGAAUAUACCGGGCCAAACAUUUAGUCACCCAGGCCAUACACAGGCUCUCCAUCAAAGCGCCAAUAGUAACGAUAGCACUAAUAGCUCUUUGCAAGCAGUCAGAGUCUCUCAUCCUGGUCAAUUUGACCCGAAUCGUCCAUACAUGAUGGUCAAUAACCAGUUGUGUUUCCCCACCUCAGGAUUUCCUCAACCUCCCAGCGGAUUUCCUUCCGGCUUGGUGGGAAACCCCCAAUUUGGUCCUCCUAUGUUAGGCGGCCCUCCAGGACACCAUAUGCCACACCCAAUGCUUGGUCCCAUUCCAUUUCCAAUAUCUCCAGGAAAUUUUCCAGUACCCAUGAUGCAGCAUCCUAAUGGACAAUUUUUCUCGAUGAUGCCACCACAAGCUCACACUCAGCAAGCUUCGAUGGCGCCAAUGCUACCAGUUCAAUCGACUUCCACCGAUCAGACUCUUCAACAACAUCGAGAUCAUCUUAAGAUGCUUGAAGAUCACAUAUCCCGCCAAUCGCUACAAUCAGUUCCUUACUGGGUAAAUCAACGUCAGGUUCUUAUGGGAGAGAUUGCGAGAAUGACGAACUUGCUUCAAUCUGAGCCCCACACAUCAGUCAGUGCCCAAACUGAGCAGGCAAAAUCUCAAACCUCCGUCGAUGUUGGAAGCUCACUUGAUAAUUCAUCUAACAAGAAUGAUGUUCGAAGUCCAGUCAUUGUCAGCUCUAGUCCAAGCAUCACCUUACGCAGUCAGGAACUUUCCGUCGCUUAUGCAAAUUCAUCAACUACGCGAAGUGUUGAUUCUCCAACCAUUCCACGAGCUUCAACCACUAAACUUGGAUCUAGCUCACGAUUGCCUGCUACAGCAGCAAUGGCUCCACCAUUCCAACCCCGUGGCAGUCGUACAGAUCUUAGUGCUGCUGAAUGGGAGGAAUUUGCGAGAGUGACAGAUCCUCGUCCAGGAGGUCAAAAAUCACCACCAACAACACCGGAAAAUACUGCUCAGAGAUUGGCUCGACUUAUGGGUAAUUGUCAGACACGUUGGGAAGACUCUGCUGCUGGUUCAAGCAUGAUCAGCAUGCCAAGAUCGCAGACGAUGCCUGCACCUCAACUACAAACCCAUACAGCAUCCUUGCCAAGUUUUCAGAGAGCUGAGACGCACCCUAAUUCCGUUUCACAGAUGGCACAGAUGUCUCAUGGCUCUGCUAUGAAUUCACAUAAUGCAAGUCUCCAACCAUACGCUCGAGUGAAUACUCAAAGCUAUGAUCCAGAAAGAUUCAUUGCCCAGAAAGAGUAUUUUGGCAACUCGGCAAGCAAUAUUUUAAAUCACGGUUCUACUCGUCAAGCCCCAAGAUUUGAUACUGGUAGACAGACAUUCGCACAAACUUCACCUGUCCAUGGUGACAAUAACAAUCAGACCACAUUCACUACAGAAGAUUAUCUCAACAAAUGUCAAUCGAUAUUCCUCAAUGAAACAACUGAUUCAGGUGUAACAAGAUAUGCAUCGCCAUGGUCCAGUCCAGAACGAAAUCCUGCUAGUCAUAAUGCUCUGGAUACACGAUCGAGAGCUGGCAGAUCAAUUCCACCAUUUACUUUGAUUACUAAAUCUCUUGCCAAUGAGUUUACUAGCAGCUCUCACGGAAAUCUGUCUCCCGAAGUUGUCAAAACACCACGUACUAUCUCUGCUGAUGCUGAAGGACUCAAGAUCCUCUCCGACGUGUUUGCUGAGACUCCUGAAAAGAACUUGAAAUCAGGCAAGGAAUCUGCAGUACUUGAGGGAUCUCAACAUGAUAUGCCUGUAGCCUUCCACAGCCCUUGCACUGAGCAGGCUACGAGCUCCACCGGUAUAGGCUUGUCAACUCGUGGCGAUCUUGAUGUGAUUUCUGAAUUGGAAGAUCGAUUUGCAUCAACACCCACUCACAACUCCACUCAAACUGCAAGUCCUUUUCUCAAUCGUCACUAUACAUCUGAAGAUCUGGCCAUUAUCUUUUCUUCGGAUGAAACUCGUGAAUCAACACCAAAACGAGUUACAAGACCUGCUAGUACUCCGUCCUUGACACAAAGAGAUCUUGGUGCAAUUUUUGACUCAAAUCAAUCAGGUGCCCCAGAUCCCUACCAAGUUGAAAAAGACUCAACUGAUUCUGUCGUCGAUUCCCAAAAGGUUCAAGGCUUGAGCAGUGCAUCUCCAUUGAACGAUCUACAUGCACCAGCAUCUAACCAAGACACAAUUCCUACUGGUACCGAGUCAUUGACUCAUCAAGACCUAGGGGAUAUUUUUUCAUCGAGCUCUUCACAAGCCGUACCAUCUCACAAAACUGAAGAGACUGCUAAUGUUCGACUACACACAUCUGAGCAUUUGGGUAGCAUUUUUGCGUCGAAUUCGCCAAUUAUAAGCAGAACAGGUACCGUCACACCAACAUAUAUGAAUGGGGAUGAUGUCGAUGAUAAUAAGAGUAUUGGAUCUUGGGCCCGACGUAAAGAUCAUCGUACUUCGACAAGUACUCAGUCUUGUAUUGAGAAGGAGAAUCUGAUCGUCACUCCGUCAGCUCAAGAUGGUUCUCCAAAGAGCAAAUCUAGUUUCGUUGAACUGAUCAGAACAACAAGCAGUGCUGUGCAAAAGAAUCAAAUUUUGAAGAACUUGCUGAACCUUCAGCCUGCAACUCAUUCAGCCAUUGCUGCUCCUGCCCAUGUUUCUUCGGCUAAUGCUCAAGGUAUCGUUCCUCUUCAAAAUCGCGGCUCGGCAGCAGCAUCUCUAGCUCCUGCUAUGGUCAACAUGACAUGUACCAGUAAAUCUUCAGCGAUUGCCUCACCUCGCAGUAUUGCUAGUCCAAGCACUCCAGAAAAUCGCUCGCGUAUUGGUCGUGGUCAAUCUUUCCAUCGCUCUCCAGAGCAUUUGGGAAACGAGGACUAUCUUGAUUGCCUGAAAGAAAUUGCCCGCCAUACAUCUAUCAAGCGACGUCAAGCGGAAUUGCAAUGA
Botrytis byssoidea is the source of this 3666-nucleotide messenger RNA. RefSeq lists its product as uncharacterized. The transcript is spliced from 3 exons. Bases 1 to 3666 code for a protein of 1221 amino acids. The record is from RefSeq and is a predicted model, not a curated record. Lineage: Eukaryota; Fungi; Ascomycota; Leotiomycetes; Helotiales; Sclerotiniaceae.